AUAACCCCCCUUUCAAAAAUGGAUCAACCCAACAAAGUAUCAACAUGGCGACUUCCAUAAGAAAAAGACCAAGAAUGAACCGCUAUUGUAUAUUUUUCUUUCGCAUUUGACUGAUUUGACUCUCUUUAUUGUAUUGCACAUUGUUUUAUAGAUCUGUUGAACAAUGGAGCAAGAAAAUUUAGAAGACAGCCCUAAAGAUAACGAAGCUAUUCAGCAAGUAAUUAACAAAGUUAAGUCACAGGGUUUGUUUGAUCAAUUUAGAAAAGAGUGUCUAGCAGAUGUGGAUACCAAGCCUGCAUAUCAUAAUUUAAUUCAGCGUGUUGAAAAGUUUGUUGAACGAUUUCUAAACAGCCAGAAAUGGACUUCUAGUGCAAACAAAAAUCAAUUAAGAGAGACCCUACGACGACAACUUAAUAAUUCUGGUGUUAUGAGUAUUGGUGUUGACCGUAUUAUAGAACAAGUUGUUAAUCCAAAAAUUUUACAGGGUAUAAAACCUAAAAUAGAUGAAGCUGUGUGUGAUCAUCUUGGUAUUGACCUUAAAGCAAGACAGGAAGAACAGCAUAGAAGAAAACAGGAACAGCAACAGGUUAUGCUGCAGCAGCAGCAUCUUCAACAGCAACAUUUACAGACUUUGAUCAACCAAAAUGUUAAAGCUGAAGAUACUUUUGCACAGGGAUCUGGGAUAUUACCUACACCUGACUUACCUUGGUCGCAAACACCAGGUCACCCCAAUUUUCUUGGAGGGAUGCCAGGAGGUCCUAUGGGUUCAAAUCCUGGUGGGCCUUUUAAUCCACCUGGCAUGGGUUUUGGUGGAAUGAUGCAACCAUUUUCUUUUAUGGGUCCUUGGGGACCUGGUUUGCCUGGCAUGGAAGGUUUCAACCAGCCCAUGAUACCUGGACAGCCAAUGAUCCCUGCAUUUUCUCCAGGUGGCGGCAAUAUGAAUUCCAACUCCUCACCAUUCAACACUUCACCAAGACCUGGUCAGUCUACACCCAAUCAAAACAUCCAUGACUUCAGCAAGCCACCCCCAGGCCUACCCUCCACACCUUUGCUGAGCUCAUCGUCAAGCAUAACAUCUUCACCUGGUGUUCCUGGUCUUUCACUUCAGUCUAGUCCAGUAGCUCCGCCAGGUGUGAUGCCAUCCAACGUUGGUCCUUUGAUUCGUCCACCCCCUCCAGGAUCAGUCCCACCCCCUCCAGGUACAGUCCCAGUUAUCACCCCUCCAGGUUUGAUUCCACCUAUGAUUCGCAGUAAUGUUCCCACCACGCCAAACAUACCUGCUCUCAUCUCACACACAUUGUCCAAGGUGUCAAAAGACGACCUAACUCCUGAGAAGAUUGCUGUGUUCAAAACAGCUGCUGCGUUCAUCACAAAAACUGUCAAUAACGCUCAAGGAACUCCUGGCGCUGACCUUGCUACCAUGUUCUCACCUAGAGUACUAGCUGAAGCCAUGAUGGCAGAGUCUGGUGCACCUAUGACUAAACAUGAGCUGAGAGCAGCAAAGCGUAAAGAGAGAAUGAAAGAGUUUGAAAGGCUGAAAGCAGAACGUGACAAGGAAGAAGAGAAGAGGAAAGCAGAAGAGAAGGCCCAGGAGGAUCCGCUGCCACCCAAGCAUAAUUUAAUGGAUGUGUUCCAGGCAGCUGAAGAUGUGUCGGAUGAUGAAGAGUCCUUCAACAUGCUUGUUGCUGAAACUGAAGACAAACACAAGGAGGGGAUUGUGCUGUCAGAAGAUUCUGAUAAAGAAGGAGAAGCACAGCCACCAACUAGUCAACCAGGAAAAAGGUACAAUUUUGCUUGGGAUGUGGACAAAGAUCCAGCUGAACUGUCAGAUGUCACAGUCAGUUCUAUCCACACCAGUGACAUUUCAUCUUUUGAAGACACCUCAUCUAGUGACAUUGAAAGUGAUGAAGGGAAUCUGAGUGAUAAUGAUACAGCAAAAGAGAGUGGGAAAGACGGAAAAGAUGGGGAUGAAACAGCAGACUCUGAGGCUAAGCGUGAGACAGAGUCUUUGAGUGAAAUGGAAGAGAAACCACUUGAAGAGAAACUUGUUAUAAAUGAGGGUGGCACUGAAACAUCUGCUGUAACACAAGAAACCUUAGUAACUCCUGAUACUAAACCUGUCUGCCCUGAAGAGUCCAGUGUUAAGUUGAGUAAACUUGGCAAAACACCAUCCAAAGAAAAAAGCACAGAAGCUGUAAAACCUCGUAAGCUUAUAUCAUUGUCAUACAAGUACAGUGACAGUGAAGAAGAUGAGACAAGAGAAGAAAGAAAGGCUAGAAUUGCAAAGGAAAAGGAAGAGAGAUACCUGAAAAGGCAGCAGAGAAGAGCAGAAAUGGAAGCAAAAAGGAAGGAGAGGGAGGAAGAGAGAGCCAGGCUGAAAGAAGAGAAAAAGAAACAGAAAGAAAAGUUGCAGUCAGAGGUCCAGGAGGAUCCACUGUCCCAGUCAACUGCUGAUGCAUCAAGCAUGGAGGACUUGAACACCAGUACAACAUCAAUUGCUGACCAGGAGUCUCCCACAAAAUCAGCCAUCAAGCGCAGAAAGAAAGCUCAAAUUAAAGAACAGUUGCACCAACAAAAGGUGCUGGAAAGAAAAGCUGCUCUUCGUCGCCAGAGAACAAGAAAUCGCAGAUACACAUCUGGAGAAUUUACAUCUAUAUUUUCUGAACAUAAGACAUUGAAUCAGAGCUACAAUGAGCCAGUUUUAGCAUCUCAGGAGAUUGUAACUUUUGAUGGCAGUUUGGAGGUAGUGGAAAUGACAGUGGAUCAGGAAUGUGUGGUUGAGACAGUUGGAGAAACUGUAGAGGUAAUGGUAGACACAGACAAGGCUGAUGACCUGACACUGCAGUGCCCAUCACCUUACAGCGACAUCUCUGACAGGUCCAUGUCCGAGAGGUCAGAUGACAAAACUGUGGGGGUGGAGAUGGAGCAGGUCUCAUCAGAUGAAGACCUCAGUUCUGACGAAAACACUGGCGAUGAUAAAGUUCCCUCACCAUCUCUUCACUCCUCGGACUCUGAUGAAGGACAGAUACAUGAAAGUGAUGAAGUAGCCUCCAAAGUAACAAGCCGAUCUAGAUCUAGCUGUGCAGAAAGUAUAAAAGAAAUGAUUGAGAAAAGUAGGAAAUCACCUGAUGUGUUAGAGAGUCGUGUUGCAAGAAAUCAAAGAUAUGACAUGGAUGAUUUAUACAAGCCUCGCACUAGCCAUAGAAGACCUGGCACACCUCCGUUCUCCAGCAUUGAUGUCAAAUCACAGAAAUCUAAUUUAUCAGAUGAUGAAAAAGCAUCUCAAAACAGCUGUGGGGAUGUAUCAAAAUAUUUGUCCCAGACCAGCACUGAUACUAACAAGGAAAGUGUUGUGGAGCCUAACGGAGAAGAUUCGUGUCAUCCUAAGGAACCUGUGGAUAUGAUGGCAGAGCUAGAACUGGAACCAGUGUCCGAUGAAGAGUCGUCACUGGACAACCUGGCUCAUGCAGAUGCUGCCUCAGAUGUUGAGAAAGAGGAGGGAGAGGAAAAAGAUUCAGACAGUGAAGUAAAAAGUGUGAAGAAAGAUUUGAACACAGAAAGUACCAGCACCAAGGUUGUUGCUCCUCCUGUGGAGGAUGAAGCCUCUGAUGAAGGGGAGAUAAAAAGUGACUCUGAUGAGGCUGUGAGUGACAGUAAUGAGGAUAAAGAGAGGUUGGCUUACAAAAAACCCAUUGAGCUUGUUGAUUUUGGAGAGGCUGAGAAAAGGGCUAGAGGUGCUCGGGGUUACUACCCUGAAGUGAAUGACCGGCGAAGUGUUCGGGCUCCAGCAACAACCAGUACGCCACUUGGAAUUUAUAGAGGGGGAUAUUCUUCCUGGACAGAAUCUGGUUCUUAUAUACCUACUACAACAAGAUAUCCGGGGUCCCUUGAGAUACCUGUCACAUCGCAUGUAAAAUCACCCAUUAGUACAGCAUAUGACGGGGCAGAGUCUGAAGCCAGUUCCCACAGCAGGUCCUCUGUGCGCCUGCGAGAUGAUGGCCCGCCGCCUUACUCUUUUGAAGCAGUGGCCAAAAAACGACAUUCCCCUGGUCUAGACCAAGGUUCUGCAUCUGUCUACAAAACCAUGUCACCUCCGUCACCAGUCUCACCCCGAUCACGCUCAUCCUCGUCAGAGAGAUCAAAAUCAUCCUCGUCAAGUUCUGGUUCAAUUUCCUGUUCAUCGUCCUCAUCACGCUCUUCCCAUCACAAAAAGAAACGCAAGCAUAGAAAAAAGAAGAGAAAGACAAAGGACAAGGCAUCAUCUAUACGCUCAUCCUCCUCAGCUCCAAAACUCAUGAGCCAGGAGAGGACUUUCUCUCCCCUCAAACCACAAGAACUGAUGUCAAAGUUUCUCUCUGAGCCAUUAAGAGAGCGGCGCCUAUCUUCUGGUCAUGAGUCAAUAUCAUCGGAUGAGUUACCAUAUUUUCCUGAUGAAGAGCCCCUACCAUCACCGCCUCAAGUGAAAAGAAAACAGUCACCUGUUGGUAAAUCCCCAUCCACUCCAUCAUCUGGUGCUUCACCUCCCCAGAAGAGAAGGAAGGAAUCUCCCAGUAAGGAAUCUAUAUCAUCUAGUGAACUUAUUUACUCCCCUACUAGACGGAAAUCACAAACUAAAACAUCAGAUGAAAGAAAAGAAGAUGAAGAUAUUGAUGAUGAUGAUGACAAUGUUUCUAUUGAGCGGCCACCAAUUUCACCGGGUGGGAGUUCCAUUUCUUCAGGAGAACUUCCAGAUUAUUCAGAUCCAGAUCAUGCUUUCAUGCAAGGCUUCUCCCCACAUCAGCCCCCUCUUCCAUCUGACUUGCCACCACUCCCUCAAGAUAUUGAUCACUUUCAACCCCCUCUUCCUCCAUCACCUCCCCCUUUCCUAAAUCAGGCACCAUUGCCUCCCUUACCAAUUAAUGAUGAAAACUGUCACAUAUCGACUUCUUGUAAUGACGAUGAAGAGGAAGGAGAAAUAAUUGAAGAAACUGAUUUUCCCAGCGAAAGCAGUAAACACAUUUCCACAGAAAGUGUAUCAGAAUCUACUAACAGUAAACUAGAAAGGCAUCCACCCCAAAUAGAUCCCAAUUUCUCAGCAACAAUGAAUGAACCAGCUACAGAAGAAAUACCACAGUUAAUGUCAAACCAGCCAUCAUCAGAACUGCCAGCACAUGUUUCUUCUGAUAUUGCCACAAGCCAAGACACAACAGAUGUCUCAGCACUAGAUCAGUCAGAUGAGAAAAUGCUUGAAAGUCCCAGUACAUCCUCAGAAACUCUGCAUGCUCAUGCUUGCUCACACAAGACCACUAGUGAAACUGCUGUAGAAGUUACUGACAAAAUACCAGAUGACAUUGCUACAGAAACACAUCAAUUCACAGAUAAAAGCAUACCAGAUCAGAUUGUUAUAGAAACACAUCAGGUCACAGAUAAAAGCACGCCAGAUGAGAUUGCAUCAGAAACAGAUCAAGUCACAGAUAAAAGCACACCAGAUCAGAUUGUUAUAGAAACACAUCAGGCCAAUGACAAAAUCACACCAGAUCAGACUUGUGUAGAUACAUCAGUUAGUGAUAAUUCUGUGUCUAUAAAAGAGGACGAACCUGCCUCUAUUAUUGUACCCGAUUCAUCUCACUCAGCAAAGUCCCUUGAGACUUUACAAAGUGACCAGAAAGUUGAAUCACAAACCUCUACAGAUGCGUUGAAAAUACAUUCAGAAAACACUGAAUUGCAACAGAGUCGCUUACCUGACAAUCUUAUCAGUAUAGAAAAACAGCAAACUAGUACUAAUUCAAGUGACAUAGCUGAAAUAAAUCAGACAGAGAUUCCAGAUUUAUCAGGUGUUGACUCACUAAACCAGACAGAGAUUCCAGAUUUAUCAGAGAAUCCACCUUCGCUUGCAGAAGAAAGUGUUCAAAUAGAGGAGGAUAAUGCCAGUGAUGGAGAGCCCCCACAGCUAAUUCAGGAGAAAAUAACUCUCUCGCCUAACAAAUCUACAGUCAACACAUUUGAUGAACAUUUAAUUCAGAGUCCAGUUGUCUUUACUUCAAUUUUAGAAAAAUCAGACAUGAAGCAGAUGCAGGGGCCACUGAGUGCUGAAAUUGAUCUAAAACCUGACUGUUUGCUAGAAAAUUUGCAAACAGAUAUUCAAGGGGAAAUGCAUUUAAAACCACAAGAUCAAAUAUCAAUUUCUGCAUGCUCAUCAGCAGUAGAUGAGCACAAUGUGCCUGAAGAUCUUGCAAAAUCUGAUUCAUGCACAGUUGUCCAAGACAUAUCAGAUGCUGCACUGCAAAGAAUAAGGUCCACCUCAGGUUCAUUAGAUGAUACAGAAUUAAGCCCUCCAGCAAAGAAACAAAAGAUAACAUAGUUGUUCAUUCAUGGUGGGGUCUGGGACUGUUAAGGGCUAUUCUUUGAAUUAUUGUUGACUAACUUUAAUGAUUUUUAUAUGUUUACUUUUAUAUUGUUAAAUUUAUGGACAUGAAAAUGUUUUUUACUGGGUGAAGUUGACAAGUUUCUCUGCUCCUGAGGCUUACAUGUCAGGAUUUUUUUACGGAUUUGCAUUGUGGUCUUAGAAAACUUUGCAAUAUGAAAUUCCUCGUAUAUAUAGCUUUAUUCAAGCAAGACAAUUACAUUAAUUAAACUUUAGGGCUAACAAACAUGGACCACAAUUUUAAAAAAUUGGGUGUUUGUUAUUUUUGCUCAGCUGUUCAUUUGUGCCUAUAUGAGAUUGUAGUAAUAAGUAAUGUGAAAUUGUUUAUUAAUUCUUAAUAAACCUAAUAGUUGAUUACUAAAUUGAUGAUCAAUACAACUAAAACAGGGGUAGUUACAGUUCUUUAGUAAACCAUUUUAGCACCAGUGUACCUGUCAAAUUGUAAUGCAAGUAUUAUCAAAAAGGUAGUGUUCCAAAUACUUGUUUUCCCUUAUGUAUUUAUAAUUUUCCACGAUUGAAAAGCUCAAUGCUAUAAUGUUAAUGGUGUAAGAAGGCUGUAUGAGAGUGAAUUGUGUAUCAGAGAAUUUGUAACAUUAAAGAAAUUGA
This is a messenger RNA of Physella acuta, 7009 nucleotides long. RefSeq names its product protein split ends. The record is from RefSeq and is a predicted model, not a curated record. Lineage: Eukaryota; Metazoa; Mollusca; Gastropoda; Physidae.